Molecule: messenger RNA, 2181 nt
Organism: Oncorhynchus mykiss (rainbow trout)
Lineage: Eukaryota; Metazoa; Chordata; Actinopteri; Salmoniformes; Salmonidae
Gene: stxbp1a
Product: syntaxin binding protein 1a
Biological process (GO): vesicle-mediated transport
Source: RefSeq, a predicted model, not a curated record
UCUGCAGUCAGCUGCGAUGUGAGGCAUGCAUAUUCGGUCGAGCAGAGAAACGAGAGGAAUACGGCAAGGGAGAAAGAGGGAGUCAAAGGGAGAGAAUACGGUCAAACACACAAUAGCAUCAUGGCACCCAUAGGACUCAAGGCGGUGGUCGGUGAAAAGAUUAUGAAUGAUGUCAUCAAGAAGGUGAAGAAGAAGGGAGAAUGGAAGGCGCUGAUUGUGGACCAGCUGAGCAUGAGGAUGCUGUCCUCCUGCUGCAAGAUGACAGACAUCAUGUCAGAGGGCAUCACCAUUGUGGAGGAUAUAAACAAGCGGCGAGAGCCUCUUCCCACCCUGGAGGCCAUUUACCUGAUUACCCCCACUGACAAGUCUGUGCAGACCCUAAUUGGAGACUUCAAAGACCCCCAUUCAGCCAAAUACAAAGCAGCCCACGUCUUCUUCACUGACUCCUGCCCAGACCCACUUUUCAACGAGGUAGUGAAGAGCCGUGCCUCCAAAUCCAUCAAGACCCUGACGGAGAUCAACAUCGCCUUCCUGCCCUACGAAUCGCAGGUAUACUCUCUGGACAACCCGGAUGCCUUCCAAAGUUUCUACAGCCCCCAUAAGACCCAGCUGAAGAACCCAGUGAUGGAGAGGCUGGCAGACCAGCUUGCCACCCUGUGUGCCACCCUGAAGGAGUACCCUGCUGUCAGAUACCGAGGGGAGUACAAAGACAAUGCCACCCUGGCCCAGCUGUUGCAGGACAAACUGGACGCCUACAAGGCAGAUGACCCCACCAUGGGGGAGGGUCCCGAUAAGGCUCGUUCUCAGCUGAUCAUCCUGGACAGGGCUUUUGACCCCGUCUCCCCCGUACUGCAUGAGCUCACCUUCCAGGCCAUGGGCUACGACCUGCUGCCCAUUGAAAACGACGUCUACAGAUAUGAUUCCCCUGGGAUGGGAGACACUUCUCAGAAGGAGGUCCUGCUGCACGAGGACGAUGACCUGUGGGUGGGGCUCAGACACAAACAUAUCGCUGAGGUGUCCACGGAGGUGACACGCCAACUGAAGGACUUCUCUGCUAGCAAGAGGAUGAACACUGCUGGAGAGAAGACCACCAUGAGGGACCUCUCUCAGAUGCUGAAGAAGAUGCCCCAGUACCAGAAGGAGCUGAGCAAGUACUCCACUCACCUGCAGCUGGCUGAGGACUGCAUGAAGCACUACCAGGGCACAGUGGACAAGUUGUGUCGGGUGGAGCAGGACUUGGCCAUGGGUACAGACGCUGAAGGGGAGAAGAUCAAGGACCCCAUGAGGGCCAUCGUGCCCAUCCUGCUGGACGCCAACGUUACAACCCACGACAAGAUCCGCAUCAUCCUCCUCUACAUCUUCCUCAAGAAUGGCAUCACAGAGGAGAACCUGAACAAGCUCAUCCAGCAUGCCCAGAUCCCUCCCGAGGACAGUGAGAUCAUCACCAACAUGGCCCACCUGGGUGUGCCCAUCAUCACAGACUCCACCCUCCGCAGGGGGAAGAAGCUGGACAGGAAGGAACGUGUGAGUGAGCAGACCUAUCAGCUGUCACGCUGGACACCACUGGUCAAGGACAUCAUGGAGGAUGUGAUUGAAGAUAAGCUGGACACCAAGCACUACCCUUACAUAUCUACCCGCUCCUCUGCCUCCUUCAGCAGCACUGCAGUCAGUGCCCGUUAUGGCCAAUGGCACAAGAACAAGACCCCAGGCGAGUACCGCACCGGGCCGCGCGUCAUGGUCUUCAUCAUCGGAGGCGCGUCCUUCAGCGAGAUGCGCUCUGCCUACGAGGUCACGCAGGCCAACGGGAAGUGGGAGGCCAUCAUUGGUUCCACCCACACCAUCACCCCCAUCAAAUUCUUAACGGACCUGCAGCACCCUGACUUCCGAGAGUCCACUAGGGUGUCCUUUGAGGAGCCAGACGCAGGCUCAGACGAGUGAGACAGAAAGAGAGAGGGAGGGAGGGAGAGAGAAAUCACACUCUGACAAAGAUCAACCCACGUCUUCACCCCCACCGCCCUCCUGGAACAGCUCAAGACCAUGAACAAACCAGACGAGGAACCGGCAAGCUAAAAUCGCCCAGCCCCAUCCAUCUCCUUCCAGUCUUCUCACCUUAACCUCCCCCCCAGUCACCUUCCCCAGAUCCUACGUUCAUUCUGUAUGCAUCUUGCUCGAGGAAAAAAA